Capsicum annuum is the source of this 2289-nucleotide messenger RNA. Its product is annotated as inactive glucose-1-phosphate adenylyltransferase small subunit 2, chloroplastic. Gene Ontology annotation, biological process: glycogen biosynthetic process. Gene Ontology annotation, molecular function: glucose-1-phosphate adenylyltransferase activity. The transcript is spliced from 9 exons. NCBI's taxonomy places the organism in Eukaryota, Viridiplantae, Streptophyta, Magnoliopsida, Solanales, Solanaceae. The record is from RefSeq and is a predicted model, not a curated record. The coding region runs from base 20 to 1420 and encodes 466 amino acids.
ACAUAGAAAAUAUUUAGUCAUGUCUCUUCCUACUUGGUUGAAUCUCAAGAUUAAGUCCCCUCAGUAUGGCUAUAAGCCUACAUCAAGGAUCAUUCCAGCUUCUGUUCCAUCAAAGUUGAAUCUAUCAUAUACACAACACUCUGAAUGUCCAAACAAUCUAUGUCCUCCAGCAGAUCAGAAUGUUGCAGCAUUUGUGUUUGGAGAUGGAUCAAAUUCAAGACUUUAUCCAUUGACAAAGAGAAGAUCAGAAUCUGCACUUCCUAUAGCAGGAAACUACAGGCUCAUUGAUGCAGUUGUCAGCAACUGCAUCAAUAGUAAUAUCAAGAAGAUUUAUGCACUUACACAAUUUAACUCUGCCUCUCUGAAUUCUCACCUUUCAAGAGCUUAUUCGAGUGCACGCAUUGGGAACGAAGCAUUAGUUGAUGUAAUUGCAGCUUGUCAGGGUCCUGAAGGCAAGGGCUGGUUUCAGGGAACUGCUGAUGCGAUAAGAAGAUGUUUGUGGGUACUAGAAGAGUAUCCAAUUGUUGAUUUUCUGGUACUUCCUGGUUACCAUCUUUACAAAAUGGAUUUCCAGGAACUCUUAAAGGUCCACUGCAACAAUAGAGCAGAUAUAACUGUUGCAGUGUUAAGCACAAGGAGGGAUAAAGAUAUUGAACUUUCUACUUUCCAAGUAAAUUCUAAUAAUCAAGUCAUUUCAUUCAAAGACAAUCCAGAGAUGAGAGUAGCAAAUUUAGACGUUUCUCAAGAUAAGUUUAUCGGCAUGGAUAUCUAUGUUGUUAACAAAGAUGCCAUGAUAAAGCUUCUGACAGAGUAUCACCCCAUGGCCAAUGACUUCAGAAGAGAAGUUGUACCAGGUGCAAUUUCCUUAGGAAUGAAUGUAUACGCACACAAAUUUAGCGGCUACUGGGAGGACAUGAGAAGCAUUGAAGCUUACUACCAGGCAAAUAUGGAAAGCAUAAAGAAUACCAAUAAGGCAUAUAGCAGCUUGUAUGACAAAGACUCCCCCCUAUACACUUUGCCUCGGCACCUGCCUCCGACUCAGAUAACUGAUGCUGCUAUAACAGACUCUGUGAUUGGAGACGGAUGCUUUCUCAAUAGAUGCAAGAUCAGAGGUACAGUGGUUGGCAUGAGAACAAGAGUAGGAGAUGGAGCGAUAAUUGAGGACUCAGUAAUAAUGGGAUCUGAUACUUACCAAAAUAGUCGAGCAGAGGAGGAUAUGCACAUUCCUAUUGGAAUUGGAGAAGGCUCACAGAUAAGGAAAACAAUAAUUGAUAAGAACGUAAGAAUCGGCAAAAAUGUUAAGAUUUUGAAUAAGGAAAAUGUCCAAGAAUGCAAUAAUGAAGCAAAUGGUUACAUUAUCACCGGAGGCAUAGUUGUAAUUCUGAAGGGUGCUAUUAUUCCAGAUGGGAGCAUUCUGUGAGAGUCAUAUUGGAGAUGGACAGAUAACAUCACUCUUUCAAUGAUUUGAUAGGAAGACAUAGCAGCAGGGAGUCAAACUUUACACUGAGAAAUCCUUUUUUUGUCCAUACAUUUUAUUUCACUUAGGUUGAUAGUUCAGGUUUAGAUCAUACAGAAUCAUUCUGUAAUGACUUGAAUUCAUGUUAAGGGGAAUAAAGUUUCCAAAAUCUGGAAUCUUUUAAUUAAAAAAUAUCAGCUUUGCUCUUUCUGAAAAAGCACCACUAAAGGUUGCCUUCAGACUUUAUGGAAGAAAGGUAAGAUUAAUGAACUUUUUUGUUAUUUUUUCUUUCAUAGAUAAAGAUUUUCUGUGACACGGGUUAGCUCGCGAAUAGCUAAAAAAAACAAAAGGAAGAGGAAAGACCCCUGAUGACAUUCGAACCCUGCAUAAAUUGCAAGUGAAGCUACAGCAGUUAGGCUACUACUUCCUUUUGAAUGUUUUUGUAAUGUGGAUAUUCAAAGAAAAGGAAAAAAAAAAAUUAAUGGAAGUCAUUCUGGCCCAUGCUUACUUUCUUGCUUUUAUUGGGGACGAGGAAAAUAAAUUUUAGCUGACGGUGAGUGUAUCAUCUGAAGAUUAUUCAACAAGAAAGGGUAUUUGGAACCUAAAAUUUGAAGAACUACAAAGCAAUGGCAGCAGCAUGACAAUGCUUAUUGGCUGUAAAAAUCAACUCAAACAGAACCUUUAUCCUAAUGGGACUUUGAGGUUUGUCACUUGAUGUACUCCAACUCUAACAUGUGCACGCUUAUGUAUUCCCAGCAUGCUAAGAUAAUAAAAAAGCAUGAAACUUUCUACAUGGAUACAAUUAUAGGUGUAGGACAAUAAAAACUUAAACA